Molecule: messenger RNA, 3189 nt
Organism: Chara braunii
Lineage: Eukaryota; Viridiplantae; Streptophyta; Charophyceae; Charales; Characeae
Source: the annotation of a GenBank genome assembly
CCCGAUCCCUUUCGCUGGGACGCCCUUUUCUCGCCACGGUCCGGACGCCAUCGCCGCCGAGCUCAGAGGUAAGCGCAGAAAGGUGUGAAGACCGAGGGCCAUGGAGCCGAAGGCGGGGCAUUCGGGUCGUCUUUUUGCAGCAGUUGGAGUGCUGGUUUGUCUAUUUGCAGUUGCAGUGUCACAACUGCCUGGUGCCCUUGCUGCUGAGGAAGAUGUACUUGUUCUGGAUUUUACCAACUAUACAGAUUCGUUGCCGAAGUACAGUUUCCUUCUGGUGGCCUAUGUCGCUCCCUGGUGUAAAUACUCGAAAAGGCUGAAGACUCCGUACGAUGCGGCUGCCGGUGUGCUGAAGAGCGAUUCUCCGAAAAUCACCCUGGCAAGGGUCGAUGCCAGCGACGAUGAAAACCGACCGAUCGCUCUUCAGAAUGAUAUCAACGAUUUUCCGACCCUGAAGAUCUUCAGGAAUGGCCAGUUUUUCAUGCCGUAUGCCGGUCCCCUCGACGACACAGAGGGGAUGGUGGCUUACCUCCGCAGACAGGCGGGACCGGCGUCGCUGGAGAUCACGGAAAGAGCACAGGCGGUGGCACACCUGGCGGAAAACCCCGUUGUCGCCAUCGGGGUGUUUGACAAGUUAGAAGGAACAAAAUGGGACGCCUUCAAGCAGAUCGCCGAGGAGGUCCGCACGGAGAUCCCUUUCGUGCACACUACGAACGUCGAGCUGUUGGGAGUGAGAGGCGGGCCUUUCACGUUGUCCCCGCCAGGGUUUCGGGUGUAUACGGCUUUCGACAAAGAGAUUUACGAUUCGAACGAGUUCGACACGAGAAAGAUGAAAGCGUUUGUCGAGGACGUGUCGACGCCGCGUGUCAUUUCGACCAGCAAGGACCCCAAGAUAGGAGCUUUCGUGAUGAAGUCCUUCGACGGAGACGAGCCUAAGGUGUUUGCGCUAGUACGCGGCAAUGGCAAAGACGCGGCCGAGUUGAUCUCUGCCAUCAAGGCCGAGGCCGAUGGAAAAUUUGGGAAGCUAUACCGAUUCAUCGUGACUGAGGUGACCGACAACCCGCAAGCCCUCCACUACUACGGUGUCCAGCCGAAUGACGUCCCCACCCUGGUGAUCCAUGACACGGUGAAGGAGAAGAAGUACUUGUUGCCGAACGCCACAGCUGCAGCUGUCCCUCUCUUCUUGGAAGACUUCCGCGCUCGCAAGCUUGUCGAAUCGAUAAAGUCGCAGCCGAUUCCUGAGAAGGAUGACGAUCUUGUCAAGACAGUCGUGAUGAAAAACUUUGACGAGGUCGUGAAACAGGCCGGAAAGAACGUUCUCAUCCUGUUCUAUGCGCCAUGGUGCAAUGUCUGCAAGCGACUCAUGCCCUCGUACGAGGAAGUCGCUAAGGAAUUCCAAGACGAUGACGAGAUCGUUGUUGCCAAAUUUGAUGCAACAGCAAACGAUAUUGUCGAUAAGAAGUUCUCCGUGAGAAGUUACCCUACGAUCUACUUCCGAUCGAGCAUGGGCGUGCUCACAUGGUAUGCCGGAAAAGGCGAAACGGACGACGUUAUCGCUUUUGUUGACAUGCACAGGGGAGCCGGGCUGGGAGAUAUGGAUGGGGAGGAGGGCGCUGUGCUGGGAAAUGUGGACGCUGAGGAGGAGGAGGAGGCGGAGGAGGAGGAGGUGGGGGAGAACUUGGAUUCAGUGACUAUGCAAGAUCCUCCCAAAGAUGAGUUGUAGUAGAGGCUCUGAGUGAAUCCUGGAAUGGAGAGGAAAGCUCCUGGAUGUAACCGAUCUUCACUUUUUUUGAAGUUCUUUUCGAAUUCAUGGAGCGGAUCCGGGCGGAACUUUGAAUUUGUGCGGUCCCGCGCGCGUUUUGGAGUCAUGGAGCGAACUGGUAAACCUCAGCGUAACUUAAAAACAUGCGUACAGCCGCAUGCAUGUGUUUUGAACUCAUGGUCAUCGAACGGAUGACAGGAGAGCUCAGAUGUGCGCAGAGCCGCUGUAGACCGUGGUUGUGAACAGGGAAUGAGGGCAUAUGCACACUCGGACUUUUGCGAUGCAUCUGUGGCAGUAGUUGUUGCGGUCACAUACAUCCGUGGGGGUUCUUAAUUGCGGCCAGAUACGUGCAGGAAAGGGCGAGUGUGAGUACGCUCUGAGAUUUGUGAACGUGAUAUUCAUAAGAGAAUGCAUGAUUUCUCAAAGGAAGGCUUCGCCUUGGGCCCUUAAACGCUCAUAACUCGAGCUGAAGGGUCCCACGGGCCGGCUUUUCUCGGGUUUCAUAAAGGGUCCCACGGGCCGACUUUUCUCGGGUUUCUUAUCAGUUGGAAUUACGGAUCUGAGAGAGGAGGUGGGCACAGAGAAGAUGAAGGGCUUGGAGAUGAGAUUGCUCGUGCAUUGAGAUCGCGAGCUGAAAUUAGAGGUGUGCUCGGACUAAGACAUACGAUUGCUGAUCUAGUGGAUUUCUAGUAAGAACACAAGAUCAGUGCAAUUUCAAGGUGGAUGGGAAAGAGGCUCUGACCUUGCCUGAAGCUCCAGGCAGAUGGACGGUGCAGAUCGCCGGUGCAGAUCGCCAGUGCAGAUCAAUGUGCAGAUUAUCAACAGUGCAGACAGUGCAGAUGGCUGGCCAAGAUAGAUUGCCGAAACGGCAUGAACCCUUAAAGGCCUGUUCAGAAUUGACGGUGCUUACCCAUCGUAGACGAAGGUCGAUAAGAAAUCAUGACCGUUGUAUGAACCUUGGGAACCUAUGGAGCAUACAGAUUUCUGGAGAAGAUUGAUGAAACAGCAACAGCAUGAUCACCUUACGAAAGGUUUCGGGAAGUCCAGGGCGGUUGCAAAUCGCGGUGAAGAUUUGAGGAGACAACCUGAUCUUUAAGCAUCUCUGCAGUUGUUGCGCGGCAAGUAGUUGCGGAGUCGAAACACAUUGUGGAAACAUAUUGUGGAAACAUAUUGUGGAAACAUAUUGUGGAAACAUAUUGUGAUCUAUCUUGGAUGUGAGCUGUGCAAGAAAGGCAAUUGUUGUCUGGCCUCAGAGUCAAAAGAGGAGGUAUUGAUGACAUCAACACGAGAGGAAAUAUCGAUGACAUCAAUAGACACAGUAUGAUGGGCUCCCAACAUGAUUGAUUGGCUCUGUCGACACGAAGAGGAGAUAUCGAAGACAUCACCACACACAAGAGUGUUUAUAUUUGUUUCCGUUGCAAGCGUUCAUC